Molecule: messenger RNA, 4622 nt
Organism: Schistocerca cancellata (South American locust)
Lineage: Eukaryota; Metazoa; Arthropoda; Insecta; Orthoptera; Acrididae
Product: centrosomal protein of 162 kDa
Exons: 15
Coding region: 100-4251 (1383 amino acids)
Biological process (GO): cilium assembly
Cellular component (GO): centrosome; centriole; axonemal microtubule
Source: RefSeq, a predicted model, not a curated record
UUAAUUUUGUGGUUCGAACGUAGAUUAGUAAUUUUAGUAUAGAAUGGUUGUAGUUUGUGUUUUUGUAUAUUGUUGAGGAAGUAAUUGACGCGGUUACAAAUGUCUGACUUUGAGGAGCAAUUCCAGGCGUUCCUGCGUGAGCCACUGUCAUCAGAGGAAUCAUCAGGAGCAGGACCGAGCACAAAGGAAGAUGUUCAGCCAGCUCAAGCAAAUCGAAAGUUUUUCUGGAUGAAGCCCAGAGCACUUGAAGAUGUGGAAGGAAAGGACUGCAGUAAUGGAGAGAGGGAAAAGCAGAAGGCAGAGCAGCAGGAAGGAGAUAUGUCAGGGGACCUGGUGAGGCCAAACAUCCGGCUCAAGGUGCCAGGCUCGGAGGCUGCAGCAGGGGCUGAGGCGGCUGGGGCCCGCACUACGCUGCAGCUGAACCUGGACCUCCUUCCGCGCUCACCAGAGGCGUCCUCCUCCACAGCAGACUUUGUCAGGAAGGAGCAAAUGUUCCAGGAGCGAGGAGGGGGAGGAGGAGAGGACGAAGACGGAGAAGACAAUGUGGAAGCUGCGGAGGCGGACGGAGAUGAGACGGAUGAGGAGAUCAGCAGCAUCCUCGAGGAGAUGAGCCGCCUGGCCAGCAGCAGUGGGCUCUCGCAUGAAGCUGGAAUGGAAGACAGAAGUGUGGAAGAAAUUUUGAAAGAGGCAGAAGAAGUUGUCCGUGAGAGCUCUCAGACAUUUGAGCAGCUUGCUCAUGCAUCAUCAAGAACUAGCUUCAAGUCUCUCACAUCAGACUCGGAGAGUUGUGAAGUUGUGCCUUCAGAUAUUUCUUCACCAUCGAGUCACAGUGCUAGUAAGUCACGAGAACAUUCUAAGAAAGUUUCUCAGAUUCCCUCCAGUAAGAAUACUUUUAAUGAAUUUAGACAACCCUCUGUGAUAUCUUCAAAAUCCUUUAUGUCAGAUAUUUCUUCCUUAUCUGAAAGUAAUGAAAAAGUUGACAGCAGAUUAAAGAAAACUGUUAGUAUGCCGUCAGAUGUACAUUCUUCAGUUUCCCUUGGUCCCACCAAGGUAACUGGAUUACCAGACAGAUCUGAUACUGAAAAAUAUGAUGCCUUAAAGCGGACCACAGUUUCUUCUAGUUUUGGUACAAGUGAAAAAAACUUACCUGUUACAGCUUUACUACAUUAUGACAAAUUCAAUAGCCAUGCUGCAGGAGUUGAUAAAAGUGAGGAUUUUAGGAAAGAAGAGCCUGCAAUUACACAAGAAAAAUCUCUUCUUGACACUGGCCAAAGUGCCACAGGGAAACUGUCACCACAGGGCAAAAAAAUCGAUAGAAGUGUCAGUUUCCAAAGUAUGUCGUCACACCGUGAAAAACCUGGAGCAAAAAAAUGGCAUAAAAGUAACGAAAAAGACAGUGAUAAGCCAAGUGCAAAAAAAUCAUUUGGUUUUCAUCAGAAUAAAAAUGCCGGCCAAAGUAGUUCAAAAUCUGUUGUUUCUUCAGGUGCUAAGCGGAACAGUACUGCAAAAUCCAGUGAAAGCAGAGAUUUCACUAAAGAGAUGAGAGAGGAAAGUAUUCACAAGAGCAUCACUGUUAGUAGAGUAAUGCCACGUGAAAAGGAUGUUGAUCCAUCCACAGCAGGUUCUAGAGGCAAGCAACUGAAAAGGGACAGCAGUGCCAGUAGUGUAUCAGAUAAAAUAAGGCAAAUAGUGAAUGAUGUGGUGCGCACUGAGGUGGAGACUGCAGUUAGUGAGGUGAAUACAAAAGUUCCAGGAAAGGGCAAUGAAAGUAAUGCCAGCAAUGGAGCCAGCAGCUGGAGAACGGAGUACAUCCGUGGGCUGGAGAGGAAGUACUUGUCAGAUGUCUCAGAAGAGAGUACAAUAUCACAGCCGUCGGAACAGGACAAGAGGCCUACACAGGGUGCGAAAGUGACGGACGAAUCUCUCAGGAAAGAGACACUGAUGCUCCUCACACUAGAGAAACAGCUUCAGGAGGAGAAGGAAAAGUGUCAAAGGCUACAAGCUGAGUUGGCUUCAGGGGAGAAAGAGCACAAGAAACAAUUAAGUGCAAUGACAAAACAAUAUGAGAAGGAAGUCCUGGAAUUGAAAAAGGAAAUAUGCGUCCUGCGAGCAAAGAUAUCAGGGAUGGAGGCUGCAGCUCCUGCUCCCAACUCUGAGCAGAGUGUGCAGAGAGCAGAUGUGAGGGUGGCAUUGAUGGAGGAGGAAAUGCAGCGCCAGGAGCAAAUAAUCGUCAACUACCAGCGCGACAAUGAGCGCCUCUGCCAGGAGCUCAAGCAGCUGCAGGAGAAGUUAAAGACAAAAGAGGCAGGUGCAGCGGCAAGUAAGGGUCCAGCAACAGGUGAUGUGGAAAGACGAAAGCUCGAAGAUGAGCUGCGUGAGGCUCGAGAAGCUGCUAUUGCUGCAAGAGUGCAAAUGGAUGCAUUGAGGGCAGGGAAGAGGGACCUAGAGGGCACAGUCCGUGACCUCAGGGCAUCACUGGCCGAGACAAAGUCUGAAUUGGAGAGGCAGCGGCGGCGCGCAACCUACGGCACGGGAGGCGGAGCUGCUGCUGGUGGCAAGGCACUGCGGUCCCCCAAGUCCCCCACCACUGCCACCAGGAGUGUCAGGCAAAAUGCACAGGAUUCAUCUCGUAUAGAAGAGCUGGAACGCGAGUCACGUUCUUUACGGCGAGAACUGGCACUGGCCCAGGAAGAGGCGAAGAAAGUGCAGGCGGCCGCAGAGCGGGAGAGGACGGAGGCGGCUCUGCAGAGAAAUGCCCUGGAGGCGAGUGUGGGAGAGCUGAGCGAGGCCCUCAGCAAGGAGCGAGCACGUGCCAAUGCCGUCGAGAGGGACUCCCGCAACCAAGCAGCCCAGCUGCAGGACAUGACACGCCAGGUGCACGAGCUGGAGCAUAUCCUAAAAAGGAACCCUGUGGCAGCACAGGAGGCAGGCAUUCUGCCAAAAGGUUCUCCAGAAUUCUCGCCACGCGUUAAACACCUGGAAAACAGGCUCCAGCAGCUUGAACAACAGCUUAACGAGAGGGAGCAGCAGCACAGAGCUGCAAUAGCAGAUGCCGAGAAGCAGUGUCAGGAACUGAAGUCGCAGUACGAGGAGCAGGUGUCAGACUUGGAGCUACAGCUGCACACAAUAAAACUGCGGCAGCAGCAUGGGGUUUCCCCAGCGUCUACAGCCCCAGCUGCUGCUCCUGCAGCUGCCACUGCCUCAGCCACCUCACAGGCUCCCACACCGACACCCACACCCACUCCCACCCCUGCCGCAGCUCCCACAAACCCGUCCAAGGUGCUGCGGCCGCGAUCUGCCCCCACCACAGUAGAUGCGCACCUGCUGGCAACGGUGCGUGGCCUGCAGCAGGAGCUGACAGCGCGCGAAGCGGAGGCGCGCAAGCUGGCACGCGAGCUCGAGGAGAUGCGGCGGGUCAACCGCCGGCUGCAGAAGGAGAGGGAGCGACACCUGCAGCAACAGCAGCAGCAGCAGCACGUCCACACUGCCUCGAAAGGGGAACAAAGAGGGGACAGUCAAAACUGCGCAGCUAGCAGUUCAUCCAGCAGCAGCUUGAGGCAGCGCGGCGGCUCAGGCGACCAGCUGGAUGCAAUGCGCAGGCUGGAGGAGGAGAACAGGGCGCUGCACCAGGAGUUCGCUGCUCUCAAGGCAGACUUCGAGCAGCUGAAAGUGAAGCGCUUGCAGGAUCUGAGUGUGCUUCAAGAGCACCACACGGAGGAGCUGCGCAAAGUGCGGGACGAGGGUGCUCGCUAUGGCACGGAUGCCCAGGUGGCGGAACUCCAGGGCCAGCUGGCCACACAGCAGUUAGUCAUAGAGCACCUACAGGAGAAGCUCAAGGAGCUUGACCUGUGUCAGGAGCAGAUAGUCGUUCUGAAGACUGAACGGGACCAUUUGGAGAACAGUGUUGUGGAACUCCGUAAGAAGAUAUCUGUUCUCCAGACUGACAAUGACCCGGACCAUAUGAAGCUUGCAUCCCUCCAGUCACAACUGCUGACACUGGAACAGCGGCACGAGGCACGCGAGCAGCGCUUGCAAACAGUGGUGGCCAGUUUGCUGGAGAGGAACGCAGACCAGAGGCGCAGAUUGGCGGGGCUGCAUGGUGACGAGGAUGCGGAUGCCUUGCGGCGCCGUCUGCUGGAGAAGAACCGCCAGCUCGCUGAAUACCGUGCUGAGAUGGACCACAUCCUAGCUGCUCUGCGCCAGUUCUACCAGCAGCACGGUGAUGCACCCAAUUUUGUUAGCAAAUCGUAGUCUUUUCCUACGUUGCUACUCUUUGUGGGUGUGCAGGUGACAUACUGACUGAAGAUUUUGUUGUGCUUUAAGAUGACCGCAUCCAGUUGCACAUUACUCACAGUCCAGAUACAGCUACUUUAUGUGCUGCUUUACACACUAUUUGUACCGUGGUAUUGAUUGUAGAGCAAUGAGGGCCUCAUCUUUAAUUGUAGUGUUUGUAAAAUCUUGUGUCACAACUCAGGGCCAGAAAUUCGCUUUGGCAAAGACAAGAAUAUGCAAGUGUAGAAACUUGUUGCUACUCUGGGGUUAUUGCUGCUUUGAGUGAAAAUGGAACUACAAGACAGAGAUAUAUUUAUUAUUUUUUGUAGUGUUGUAACAUGUAGGAAACC